Messenger RNA from Trichomonas vaginalis G3, 384 nucleotides. Its product is annotated as cyclin-dependent kinase inhibitor 2C-related family. Gene Ontology annotation, molecular function: protein binding. Bases 1 to 384 code for a protein of 127 amino acids. NCBI's taxonomy places the organism in Eukaryota, Parabasalia, Trichomonadida, Trichomonadidae. The record is from RefSeq and is a predicted model, not a curated record. The transcript has a single exon.
AUGACUGAACUUCUUCUUUCACAUUGUGCAAAUAUCAAUGAAAAAGAUAAGCACGGAAAAACUGCUCUUCAUAUUGCAGCAUGGAAUAAUAAUAAUAAAGAAAUAAUCGAACUUCUUAUUUCACAUGGUAUAAAUAUCAAUGAAAAAGAUAAUAAUGGGAAAACUGCUCUUCAUAAUGCAGCUUGGUAUAACAGAUUGCAAACAGCUGAACUUCUUCUUUCACAUGGCGCAAAUAUCAAUGAUAAAGAUAAUGAUGGAAAAACUGCUUAUCAUAUUGCAGAAAAUAGAUAUAAUAGAGGAAUGGCUGAACUUCUUCUUUCGCAUGGCGCAAACAUCAGUGAAAAAGAUACACGGAUAAAAUGCUCUUCAUUAUGCAACAUUUGA